Messenger RNA from Euleptes europaea (tarantolino), 1225 nucleotides. RefSeq names its product mitogen-activated protein kinase kinase 2 (gene MAP2K2). Gene Ontology annotation, molecular function: protein kinase activity; ATP binding. Gene Ontology annotation, biological process: protein phosphorylation. Lineage: Eukaryota; Metazoa; Chordata; Lepidosauria; Squamata; Sphaerodactylidae. The coding region runs from base 15 to 1223 and encodes 402 amino acids. The record is from RefSeq and is a predicted model, not a curated record. The transcript has 11 exons.
CUGCCGCCGCCGCCAUGCCGGCCAAGAGGAAACUGGUGCCUCCGGCCCUCAACAUCACCCCCACCAUCGCCGAGGGACCCAGCCCCACCGGGGGGGAGGGCGACGGCUCCGAAGCGCAUCUUGUCGACCUCCAGAAGAAACUGGAAGAGCUGGAGCUGGACGAGCAGCAGAAGAAGCGGCUGGAAGCCUUCCUCACCCAGAAAGCCAAAGUCGGAGAGCUGAAAGACGACGACUUUGAGAGGAUCUCGGAGCUGGGAGCCGGCAAUGGCGGGGUGGUCACCAAAGUACAACACAAACCCUCAGGGCUAAUCAUGGCACGGAAGCUGAUUCACCUGGAGAUCAAACCCGCCAUCCGAAACCAGAUCAUCCGCGAGCUCCAGGUGCUUCACGAGUGCAACUCCCCCUACAUCGUGGGUUUCUACGGCGCCUUCUACAGUGACGGGGAGAUCAGCAUCUGCAUGGAGCACAUGGAUGGAGGCUCCCUAGAUCAGGUUUUGAAAGAAGCCAAAAGAAUUCCAGAGGAAAUCUUGGGGAAAGUCAGUAUAGCGGUUCUACGUGGAUUGGCUUACUUGCGAGAGAAGCACCAGAUCAUGCACAGAGAUGUAAAGCCAUCUAACAUCUUGGUGAAUUCCCGAGGAGAAAUUAAACUCUGUGAUUUUGGAGUCAGUGGUCAGCUCAUCGACUCCAUGGCAAAUUCCUUUGUGGGCACUCGAUCCUAUAUGUCCCCCGAGCGCUUACAAGGCACUCACUAUUCGGUCCAGUCUGACAUCUGGAGCAUGGGCCUCUCCCUGGUGGAGCUGUCAAUCGGGCGGUAUCCCAUCCCCCCGCCUGACGCCAAGGAACUGGAAGCUAUAUUCGGCCGGCCUGUGAUCGAUGGGGCGGAAGGGGAAACCCACAGCAUCUCCCCGCGGCCCAGGCCCCCAGGACGUCCUAUUAGCGGCCACGGGAUGGACAGCCGGCCCGCGAUGGCCAUCUUUGAACUGCUGGACUACAUAGUUAAUGAGCCGCCUCCUAAGCUGCCGUAUGGGGUUUUCACUCAAGACUUCCAGGAGUUUGUAAAUAAAUGCUUAAUUAAAAACCCUGCUGAACGGGCAGAUCUAAAGAUGCUGAUGAAUCACACCUUUAUCAAGCGCUCCGAGGUGGAAGAGGUGGAUUUCGCCGGUUGGCUUUGUAAGACGCUGCGACUGAACCAGCCCGGCACGCCCACCCGCACUGCCAUGUGACC